CGGAUUCUUCUUUCAUCCGGGCUGCCCGCCGUUGUCCCAGCCGCGCUAGCAGGACCCGGCCGGACCUGCCACUUUGCGAGCCAGUUGCGCCAUGGAUCCUUCGGAGAAGAAGAUAUCGGUGUGGAUUUGCCAGGAGGAGAAGCUGGUGUCUGGCCUUUCCCGCCGCACCACUUGCUCGGACGUGGUGCGGGUACUCUUGGAGGACGGCUGCCGGCGGCGACGGAGGCAGCGACGCAGCCAGCGACGGGGUUUGGCGGGCGACCCACCGGGCUCCGGGGAGCUGGCCGAACCCCCAGACGAGAACGAGGAGGACGACGACGACUCGCUGCCCCCGCAGGGCAUGCUGUGCGGGCCCCCGCAGUGCUAUUGCAUCGUGGAGAAGUGGCGCGGCUUUGAGCGCAUCCUGCCCAACAAGACGCGCAUCUUGCGCCUCUGGGCCGCCUGGGGCGACGAGCAGGAGAAUGUGCGCUUCGUGCUGGUGCGCAGCGAGGCGUCGCUGCCCAACUCGGGGCCCCGCAGCGCCGAGGCGCGGGUCGUGCUCAGCCGCGAGCGCCCCUGCCUAGCCCGGGGAGCCCCGGCGCGGCCCAGCCUGGCCCUGACCCAGGAGAAGCAGCGGCGGGUGGUGCGCAAGGCCUUCCGCAAGCUGGCCAAGCUCAACCGGCGGCGCCAGCAGCAGCCGUCGUCGCCCUGUUCGUCCACUUCGUCGUCCACCGCCUCGUCCUGUUCGUCGCCACCCGAGAGCGCGUCGGUGGAGCGCAUGGAGACGCUGGUGCAUCUGGUGCUCUCCCAGGACCACACGAUCCGCCAGCAGGUGCAGCGGCUGCGGGAGCUGGACCGCGAGAUCGACCGCUACGAGGCCAAGGUGCAUCUGGAUCGCAUGCGGCGUCAUGGGGUCAACUACGUGCAGGACACUUACUUGGUGGGGGCGGGCAUCGAGUUCGACGGGUGCAUCCCGGGAGAGCAGCCUGAGGAGGUGCCAGGCUCGGAGAAGGAGGCGGGGGCGCCCCUGGACGGCGAGGCGCAGGCGGCCGCCCUGGAGGAGCUGGCCCGGCGCUGCGACGACCUGCUGCAGCUGCAGGAACAGCGGGCCCAGCAGGAGGAGUUGUUGGAGCACCUCUCCACCGAGAUCCAGGAGGAGCUCAACCAGAGGUGGAUGCAGCGUCGCCAAGAGGAGCUGGCGGCGCGGGAGGAACCUCCAGAGCCCGACAGCAGUUCAGACGGCGAGCUGCUGCUGGAGCAGGAGCGGGUCAGGACGCAGCUCAGCACCAGCCUGUACAUCGGGCUCCGGCUGAACACGGACCUGGAGGCCGUCAAGGCGGACUUGGAUUACAGCCAGCAGCAGUGGGACAGCAAGGAACGUGAGCUGCAGGGCCUUCUCCAGACUUGGCGCACUUUGGAGCAGACACUGGUUCAGGACGGGGCUCCCGACUCUGCGGGACCCUCUCGGGAAUCCCAGACUCCCGCCUGCGCGGACAUGUGGGUGGACCAGGCCCGUGGACUGGCCAAAAGCUGUCCCGGCAAUGAUGAGGAUUCAGAUACAGGGCUCAGCUCAAUGCACAGCCAGGACUCGGACUCAGUACCCGUGUGCGAAUCCCUUGUGUAAGAAAAAACGGGGAGGGAGACGAGACCUACACAUUUCCCUAACGGCACGCAGUGGUCUGGCCAACUCAGGGAUGUGAAAUCGGGCUGGGGUGGGGGGCCCAGAGCUCCUGCCGCCCGGCCGGCCGGCCCGCCCCGCAGAGCUCGCGCUGGUUCCCUCCGGGAAUGGGGGAAUGGUAUGGGACACCUGCUUGACUGGGUGAUGUUCUGACUCCGGGGUGAGUGUGGAAGAGGGCGAGAGACUAGGAAGCUGGGUGUGCAUUCUUUUAAGAAAAAAAAGUGAAGAGGUGAGAACCUUCCUAUAUUAGAAAACAAACACCCCAGGGAGAUCGACGUGGUCCAAGCCCAUUUUCAGAACAAGAGAAAAGUAUUAAGGAGAAUUCACUAUUCUUCUAUAUGGGAAGGACUGAUAGCUGCUAGAACUGUCGUUUAUGGCAGACACAAAGCGCUCUUAAACACUUGGAUGAAAAGGAAAUUCCUUGAAUGUUAAUUGUGACUGUAAACAUGUUAAAACUAGCCAAAGAGGACGCACUGGUGUUGGUCCCAGCCUUGCUUAACAUCUUUGAU
Dipodomys spectabilis (banner-tailed kangaroo rat) is the source of this 2166-nucleotide messenger RNA. RefSeq names its product Ras association domain family member 10 (gene Rassf10). Bases 92 to 1603 code for a protein of 503 amino acids. The record is from RefSeq and is a predicted model, not a curated record. The transcript has a single exon. NCBI's taxonomy places the organism in Eukaryota, Metazoa, Chordata, Mammalia, Rodentia, Heteromyidae. Gene Ontology annotation, biological process: signal transduction.